Messenger RNA from Labeo rohita (rohu), 1073 nucleotides. RefSeq names its product testis expressed 36 (gene tex36). NCBI's taxonomy places the organism in Eukaryota, Metazoa, Chordata, Actinopteri, Cypriniformes, Cyprinidae. The transcript is spliced from 4 exons. Bases 116 to 832 code for a protein of 238 amino acids. The record is from RefSeq and is a predicted model, not a curated record.
CCUUUACAUAUUACAUAUUUUUAACUCUUCAUAUUUCUACAUAUUAAAUGUUAAAAAUGCAUAUAUUUAUUGUGAUUUUGUUUGUUUUCGGUGUUCAGUUUUUUAUGAAUAGCGUAUGCUUUCUGUUGCCAUGGUUACAAAAUCACUGUUUGCUCUAGUUCACCUGAGUUCACCUGCGUUUGGGAAUGUAACUUUAGUUAAGCGUUUAUUUUCAAUUCAUGCAGUGACAAUGAGUGAAGGAGGCAAGAGAUGCUUUAAUAAGAAGAACAAGAGUGGAAACUGGUUUAUUCACACUUGUGUGUCACAGACCGGACAAACACGUGAUUUGUGUACCAGCACAGGUUUAAUGCUGGCACAUGGAGUUCCUCAACCACUGACACAAGCAGAGGAGAGAUAUCCCAAAAUAUUCGUCAAUCCUGAAAAGAAAACAAUGGGCAGAGAAUAUCCAUUGUCAGCGCACGAUAACCGCACAGCACUGCAGAAAACUAUUGCCGUGUAUGAUCAGGGUUUUGGCCGUAAGAAAUGUCUUGAUGAGCAUCGCCAGCAUAACUCUCAUUUCUACCUGUGCCAUUAUGAUGAUGACACCUCGAGUCCAGUCAGCACAGCAAGGUGGGACCGCUCAGCUUAUCGAACCGACUUCCUGCCCAAACAGGAAACGGAGGGCAGAGAAGACACACUCAGAAGACGCUUCCCUAGAGAUCACUCAGCGAGGUCUCAAACGAACGCUACGGCUCAGGCCGGGGAGUGUUUCAUGUGGUUUGGGAGGGCCGACUCUACCCAGCACACUCCACUAAGUGUACUAGCAGCCACCAACCUCUCAUUAACCCCCUAAAUAAGACAAUUAGAGAUGAUUAGACUGCAAUCACUAAGAAUGAUACUCUGGGAAUUUCCUAGCAAAUGUGUCAUUGUCUGCUUUAACCAGCAGAGGUCAGUGUUCUUUUUGUCUGUCUAUGCCAUUCACUGAGUCUGGCAUCACUCAAAAUCAGCUUUGCAGUGUCACAAAAAUGUUUAUUCUGUGAAGAGCAUAAGUGUUGAAUGCAGUAUGCUGUAUAAUUAAAGAAUAAAUAUUUUUA